Linum trigynum is the source of this 3043-nucleotide messenger RNA. NCBI's taxonomy places the organism in Eukaryota, Viridiplantae, Streptophyta, Magnoliopsida, Malpighiales, Linaceae. The record is from the annotation of a GenBank genome assembly.
UUUGGAGCUUAUAAUGUUAGGGAUUAUCACGUCCAUUUCCAUCUCGAUUCAUAUGAGAUUGGGAUUAGUUUCAGGUUAGUUAACGAGUUUCACGUCGUUACCAAAUCGAUUUGAAGUAGUUAGUUCUUUGCUGUGGCGUUCCAAUUAGUCAGACUAGCUAGGUUUCUCGUUAUCAUGCCAAUCAUCGUAGUUGUCGUAGCGUCCAUUAGGUUGUUUGUAACAUUUUAAGAGAUUUUUUGAUAUUCUAACACUUCCUAUUUGUAUUUGCUCCUCCUCUUUUCCCGCAUAAUGAAACAAUCAAUUCAUCUAUAUUGCUUCUCAUCAGAUAUGGUAGCGAACAUAUAAUUUUUUUUCACAUUUACGACUUUAUAAUUCUUCUACACACUUUCGUCCAGAUUUUUGUCAAGUCGGAGUUAACUCAAAAAUAAAAUAAAAACAAUUAGAUAGAAAAUAAUCUACAAAAAGCUGACAGAAUGGAAAGGAAGAUAACAUAAAUAUUAAGAACAAUGCGAGAUCAAUGAUUUAAUUUCCCUAAUAUCUCGUGCCAAAUUGCCAAUACCCCUUUGAUUAUUUUUUUGUAAUUGACCUUCUUGUAUUGUUAACCUCUCAAUUCUAUUUGAUUUUCAAGGUUGAUACUCUUCUUUAUACCGUAGAUUUCAAGGUUGAUUCAAUUGCAUCGUUAACAUUUAUAUAUAUUUUUUUUUAUCUUUUAUGAUCUAAUUUUUUAAUAAUUAGAGAUUAAAUAAUCAGAUAAUAAACAAAAAAAUCAAAUAAAAAGAAGUAGGUAAACCGUAAACAAGCAGAUUUAUUUGUUGAAUGUUGACUUUCAACCACUGGAGGCUGCACGCAGUCAACGGAAAAUGGGCCCCACCUUGUCUCUCCUCUCUCUCUCUCCCUCUCUGCGUUGCCGUGCCGUCGUCGCCCGGCAAAAGUCAUUUUUUUCAUUUUUUACAUAUAAAGAACCCAAAUUCCCAACUCCAACCAUUUCUUCCCUUCUUCUUCUUCUUCUUCUUCUUCCUCUUCCUUCCAUACUACCCAUCAUCCAUCCUCAGAAUAGUCGACAAAGAAAAGAUAAAGCAGUAAUCUCUAAGCUCCGAUGUCCAUGGAGGCCGUGCCCUUGCCGCCGGCCGAGAAGCCGAUAGAGCUCAGGGCGGUGGAGGCCCUGGGGAAAGGCUUCGACCUCAGCAGCGACUUCAGGCUGAAGUUCGCCAAGAGCGCCGGCGGGAGGCUGGUCGCGAUCGACGACCGGAACAAGAGGGACAUUGUAAUUCCCUCCGGCGGCGCCGGCGUUACCGUUGCUGGUGUCUCCGAGGACAUUCGGGUCGAUAGAGGCGACCGGAUUCGGUUCAAGUCCGACGUCCUUGAGUUCAAUCAGAUGUCAGAACUGCUUAAUCAGAGAUCUUCAGUACCAGGAAAAGUGCCAUCUGGCUAUACCAAUGCUCUCUUUGAUUUGAGUGGGGAUUGGCUCCAUGAUGCCACAGACACCAAGUAUCUUGCUUUUGAUGGUUACUUCAUCUCCUUGUACUACUUGCACCUAACAGCAUCUCCACUGGUGCUCCAAGAUGAAGUAAAGAAUUCAGUACCGCCUCGUUGGGAUCCAGCUAUGUUAUCCAGGUUCAUUUGUACAUAUGGCACGCACAUAAUUGUAGGGAUGGCAAUUGGAGGUCAGGAUGUUAUUUGUGUUAGACAGAAACAUUCAUCAACGAUUGCUCCUGCCGAUAUCAGAAAGCAUUUGGAGGAUCUUGGAGAUUUUCUCUUUUCAGAUAAAAGAAGUCCAUCACUGAUGCAGAGAAAUGCGAGAGAUGGCAAACAAAAGGUACCCGAGGUUUUCAAUAGAAUUCUGCAGUCAAACACCAUGCAACUGACCAGCAUAACAGAAACAUCAAGCAAGGAGGGGCUUACCAUUGUUUGUUCAAAAAGAGGAGGGGAUGUGUUCUCUCACAGUCAUUCUAACUGGCUACAAACAGUACAUGCAAAACCAGAAGCAAUCCUCUUUAAGUUUGUGCCAAUUACUUCUCUUCUUACUGGGGUCCCUGGCAGUGGCUAUCUUAGUCAUGCUAUCAACUUGUAUCUACGAUACAAGCCUACCCCAGAGGAUCUACAAUACUUUCUGGAGUUCCAAGUGCCAAAGCAGUGGGCACCUAUGUUCUCUGAGUUACCUCUACGGCAUCAAAGGAAGAAGGCCUCGUCCCCAUCUCUGCGGUUCAGCUUUAUGGGACCCAGGCUUUUUGUUAGUUCUGCCCAGGUUUCAAGUGACAAAAAACCAGUGGUAGGGUUGCGCUUGUAUCUAGAAGGGAAGAAAUGCAAUAAGCUGGCUAUACAUAUACAGCAUCUCUCAAGCCUUCCAAACCUCAUGAACACAGCAUCAUCCAACACUGCCUCCAUCUCCAGACCAUGCCAAUGGCAAGGCUCCGACCAGUAUCCAUCCAGCGCCCAAUUCUUGGAACCUGUGAGGUGGAAGAGAUACUCAAAGAUCUGCACUUCCGUGGUCAAGCACGACCCAACCUGGCUCCAUGAUGGAGGAGUUUUCGUAGUAACCGGUGCACAGCUCCUCAGCAAAGGCAAAUGGCCCAACUCAGUACUCCACUUGCGCCUGUUGUUCACACACUUGCCCCACUGCAGCAUCCGGAAGACCGAAUGGGCAGCCGUCCCAGAAGGGCCUCACAAGACGAGCAUCCUCACGAAUAUCAGCACCACAUUCACAUUCACUCAACGAACACCACCUGGCCAGGACAAACAGGCUGCUGCUCCGGCUGCACUUAAUUCUGGAGUGUAUCCAGAUGGUCCUCCGGUUCCAGUGAGCUCGAGGAAGCUUCUCAAGUACGUGGAGACAGCUGAGAUUGUUCGCGGUCCCCAUGACACACCGGGACAUUGGUUGGUGACAGCCGGUAAGCUAGUGGUCGACGGCGGGAAGAUUGGGUUGCACGUGAAGUUCGCGCUGCUGGACUAUCCAGAUUGUUAGGAUUUGAGUAUGUGUGCAUAAUAUAGUAAUGGUGUAUAAUUUUUGUUUCUUUUUGUUGUGUGAUAAAUUGAGUUGAGGUAU